CUGCAGCCCUGUUUUUCCUCUUUCUUUUGGGAGAAACGAUUUUUUUAAUGGAAAGAUUUCGAAUUUCUCAUCCCAUAGUACCUGCCCUUCUUGGGAAAGAAUGGGUCUUGCUACGACCCCCAAGAACAUCACCUUAUUUAUAAACCUCUUAGAUUUACAGAACAAUAUACCUCUGCCGGGAGUAACAAAACAACUUUACAGCCUCAUUCCUGUUUCCAGGUCUAGGGUUGGUGGUUUCAGAUCUUCAAAGCUCCACCAUGGCAAUGGCAAGAAGGAAGCGAAUCAACACCGGCGGCCGCAACCGUUCAAUAACGACAGUUUCCCCUUUCGAGAUUCUCCCGAAAGACUUGAUCUGUGAAGUUCUGAAAAGGCUCCCGGCCAGAUCUCUCAUCCGUCUGUAGAGAUUGGAUGCGUCUGAUUCGCGAUCCCCAAUUUGCAGAGGCUCAUCUCUCCCACUUCCAGGCUCGUCCCGAAGCCUCCUACAUUCUGCUCUUGGGUUACGGUAAAGGGGUUUUGGCAACAGAUCAGAAACUUAUUCCCAGAAAUUCGCCGGUUCCUGCAAAUCACCGUCUUGCUCUAACAUCGUGAACGGCCUCAUAUGCUUGCGAAGUGGAAGUAGACUCGCGAUUUACAACCUCUCCACCGGGGAGAAGAGAGGUCUGCCUCCAAUGAGGAUCCGAUUCACAACCUCUACCACAUUUGCAUUGGGGUUCGAUUCCGUCUCAAAAAGGUACAAAUUGCUUCUCAUUAUAGGGGAUGUGGCUCGUGAGAUUCUCACUGUGGGUAGAAAAUCCUCCUGGGAAAGAUCUGCCCGAUGUUCCUGAGAUGAUUGAACUUAGAGAGUCUUGUUCUUGAGUGUUUUAGUGUUGUAUACACGUUAAGGGAAGCUUGUUUCCCUUGGUUGUACGAAGGAAAGGUAUUUUCCUUCGGGUUGAAGUCUUGGAGUGCGGUAUCUCCGAGCAAGUGUUGUUGAGGCUCGUGGGACUCGAGUUCUCAGGUUGUAACGGUU
This is a messenger RNA of Cuscuta campestris, 1009 nucleotides long. The record is from the annotation of a GenBank genome assembly. Lineage: Eukaryota; Viridiplantae; Streptophyta; Magnoliopsida; Solanales; Convolvulaceae.